This is a messenger RNA of Protopolystoma xenopodis, 444 nucleotides long. Lineage: Eukaryota; Metazoa; Platyhelminthes; Monogenea; Polystomatidea; Polystomatidae. The record is from the annotation of a GenBank genome assembly.
AUGCGGUGUCAAGUUGCCACUUCGCCCUUUUUCACGAUUGCUUCACUCACUGCUCCACUUCACGCCGGCUCUCGUUGCCAAGUCAUGAGGUCUACCUUAUCAGUCGCCUGUUCGUUGGGCUUCGCCUCGUUUAUGCCUUCCUUGCGUCGUUUUCCAAAAACGCCAAGACUCUUCUGCCAGAUUCGGCCCGUGGACCGGCUAAGCAGCUCUGCCUUUUUUCGCCCAAUCCUGGCCUCCCUCGGCCAGGCCAAACGCCGCACAAAUCGCCACCCCAGAGCCCAACAAAUACACACAAGUCUGGCCUAUCCGUUCUUUCAUCACAUCUUUAGUCAGACUGUACCACAUCGUCGCAACAAACCUCUACACCAGCAGUUGGGCGGCCUCACCUGCGGCCGGAGAGAAGAUUUGGUAAUUGAGUCAGUGCCUAGAGUCAGUCGUGCAUGA